UCUGUUUCAAAUUCCUGGAUCCGCCACUGAUAGUAUUUUGUAAUUGUAUAUAUUAAGAUCAAAUAAUAGUAAGGAAUUUUUUUGUACCCUAUAUUCAUUUAGUCUCUAAUGAAUUUGUUGCCAUGUGCUAUGUAACUUCAUGGGCACAGUAUCGGCAAGGAGUCGGUAAGUUUACAAUCGAAAAUAUCGAUCCAUCUCUGUGUACCCAUGUCAUCUAUGCGUUUGCUACUAUUGAUGACGAUUUGCACAUAGCCGCUGCAGAGUGGAAUGACAUAUCCACGACAUGGUACGUAGGAAAUUAUGAGAAGCUUCAACAGCUAAAAAACAUUAACCCAGAGCUAAGGACGAUAUUAAGCGUCGGAGGGUAUACAUUAGGGUCCGAGAAAUUUACAGCACUAUCGUCUAACGAAGAGUUACGUGCAGAUUUUAUCCAGCACGCCAUCACGUUCCUGAGGGACAAUGAGUUCGAUGGGUUGCAAAUCGAUUGGCAGUUUCCAACAUUCGGAACAAGUCCUCCGGAAGAUAGGCAACGUCACACAUCCUUGCUUGAGGAAUUCGAAACAGCGUUUCGAAAGGAAUCGGAACUGCCCGGAAGGAGACGCCUUAUUCUAACUGCCAACGUUGCUGGAGAGAAAUACUAUGAAUCGGCCUAUGAAAUUAACAAAGUAUCAAGGGCUGUUGAUUAUUUAACAAUCCGUGCAUAUUCCCUACAAGAUCCUGCAGAAUUUAAAGCAAUCCAUCAUACCCCGCUCUACCCCGCUAUAGGGGACAGUGGUCAACAUGAAACUACGGAGUCUGUAAUAAAUUUGUGGAUUAAUGGAGGAGUCCAGUACUCUAAGAUUGUUCUCGGUAUAGCCACCUUUGCUCAGACAUUUACUUUAGCGAAUUCAAGCGAGUCGUAUGUCGGUGCGCCUACAAUUGGACUUGGUAAUCCUGGACCGGUUGUAAAUGAACCAGGAUUGCUAUCUUAUUAUGAAGUAUGUAUGCUUCUUAACGAUAGUGACAUUUACUUUGACGAUGAACAAAUGGCGACGUAUGCGGUUCUGGGAGAUCAGUGGAUUUCAUUUGACGAUCCUAAGAGCGUUGAAGAAAAGAUUGAAUGGGUUAAGCAGAACGGAUUCGCAGGAGUUGCUAUUUGGUCGAUGCCACUAGAUGAUUUUACAGGUAGCUCUUGCCACGACGGAGAAUUGCCUUUGAGCAGCACCGCCGUGGAUACACUGUUCACAGGCUCGUUGACACUUAUAAAUGGUUAUUCAAAUCGAGAAGGAAAUAUUAUAGUGAGGCAGAAUGGAACCUGGGGUUACGUAUGUAAUGAAAUCUGGACUCAAGAAAACGCGAACGUUGCUUGUAAACAGCUAGGGUAUACGGCCUCCGAAUCGAUUGGUUCUGUUCCGGUUUUUGAGAAAUUAACAGGCCUUUACUACCCGGUGAUUAUGAAUGAUAUCAAUUGUGAUGGCACAGAAACGAGGCUUGAUCAGUGCGCAUGGUCAGAGGCGACGAAUCACAGUUGUCAUCCAGUUUCCUUACGUUGCAAAAGCGAUGUACGAUUUAGAGAAAUUGAAAACGAAAGCCACCGAUUGCUGGAAAUAUACUGGAAUGGUAACUGGGGGUCAGUCUGCUCCACGGGAUGGACUAGCUUUAAUGCAGACGUGGUUUGUAGGAUGCUUGGCUUCCUAGGCUCUGAUUUAAACGACUGCUGUUCUUCGAAUCCAAUCACAAAAAACUCCAUAUACGUGGCGGAUGUCAAAUGUGAUGGCAAUGAAGACCAUAUUAAGAGUUGUCCACAUGCUAUUACUAGCGUGUGUGAGAGCAAUAAAGUCGUCGGAGUUAAAUGCAUUAUAGAUGAAUGUGAAUUUGGAUGGUCUUAUAUUGGAGGAAAAUGUGUUUAUAUUUCUUCACCGACGAAUGACAUAUUUCUUAACUGGACGGAUUCGAUGAAUUCGUGUUCUGAGGAUGAUGCUGAAUUGAUGAUAAUCAGAAAUGAGAAUGAACUAGAAGAACUUUAUAAUAAAAUCGUGUAUUUUUGGAUUGGCCUAAAUGAUGAAAUUGAAGAAAACGUAUUCCGAUGGGAAGACGGUACAAUCAGUACAUACGAUAACUGGCUUUCAGGCGAGCCUAACAAUUUAGGCUGUAAUAGAAAUUGCAUAGAUGCUAAUUGUGUUGCCAUGGAGAAUAAAGAAGGAUUCUGGGUUGACGAAAAAUGUACUAGGAGAAAUCGAUUUGUUUGUAAAUCAAAAGAUAGCAUAUUUAAUGGCACAAGUAACUGCAAAACAAAUUAUAAUGGUUACUGUUAUAUGGCGUCAAGAGUUGAGUUAUCGUGGCAUGAUGCGAGGAAGUAUUGUAACAAACGCAACGCUACACUAAGUAGUGUCAACGAUUUUGAAGAAGCAUUAUGGCUAGUUGAAUUAAUGAAGCGAAGAACUGAUUAUUGGACUGCUGUAAAUGAUAUUAAUGAGGAGAGUGUGUAUAGAGGAAAUAAUAACGUGCAAAUAGAAUAUCUCAAAUGGGCUAGUGACCAACCAGACGACAAAGGUAUCGAUGGCAACGGUUCUGACUGUGUAAUAUUCUUAACCAAACUAGAUGGAGAGAUGGAUGAUAUUGAGUGUCACAGACAACACGCCUGGCUUUGUGAAAGGCCCCACCGACAGACAGGAACCACGCCUGGGCCUAUAGACGAAGAAUCAGAAAAGGAUUUAUUUGCUGUAAAACUUAUUGUUUCUACUUGCUCAGCGGUAUUCAUACUCUUAUUAAUUUUGAUCGUCAUUGUUAUUAAACGACGCAAAUCAAAGCGUUCCGAACUGGCGGCGUUGGCUUACAAGAGGGAUGCACGAAAAACUUCACAUACUUACUUGCCCCACCCAAUGUUACAUCCAGCGGAGGAUUUUAAGGACAUGGAAAUACACAGAAAUAGAGUUACGAUAAAGAAGAAAAUUGGAGGUGGAGAAUUCGGCAAAGUGAUGAUGGGAUAUGUUGCGGGGAUACGCGGAAGUAGUGGCACCAUAAAAGUAGCGAUUAAGUGUUUACGCGAUAAUUCGGCCAGUAAAGACGACUUCUUGGACGAGAUUCAGUUAAUGAUCGAACUUGGAAAGCACCAAAAUAUCAUAAAGUUACUUGGGUGUGUGACGGUAGACCAACCUUACAUGGCUUUGUUUGAAUUCAUGCCGUACGGAGAUCUACUGCAAUUCCUUCGCAAGGCCCGAGAGGUAGGAUUUUACGUGACAAGCAUAUUGCCAUGUAAUACAUAUUUAUACCAUUCUCUGGCGUAACUCAAUCCCACGUUC
Messenger RNA from Anneissia japonica, 3281 nucleotides. RefSeq lists its product as uncharacterized. The transcript has 17 exons. Gene Ontology annotation, biological process: chitin catabolic process; protein phosphorylation; carbohydrate metabolic process. Gene Ontology annotation, molecular function: ATP binding; chitin binding; chitinase activity. The coding region runs from base 123 to 3266 and encodes 1047 amino acids. Gene Ontology annotation, cellular component: membrane; extracellular region. NCBI's taxonomy places the organism in Eukaryota, Metazoa, Echinodermata, Crinoidea, Comatulida, Comatulidae. The record is from RefSeq and is a predicted model, not a curated record.